GUGGAAUCCUCAAGGCCAAUGGAGGAGAGGAAGACCAAAGAACACAUUAUGCCGAAAAAUGGAGACUGACAUGAGAAGAAUAAACGACACUUUAGUAGAACUAGAAAGGAAGGUUUAGGGCAGGAUGGGUUGGAGAAUUCUGGUCGGUGGCUUAUGCUCCACUGGGAGUAACAGGUGAAAGUAAGAACUCGUUGUGAUCAAACAUAAUUAAUAUACACUGUACUACCGUGUACCUGAAACCGUACCAGGUAAAGAGUAGAGAUUCUAGAGAAAUCAGUCAAUUUACAUAAGGUUUUGAUAUAGCUAUUGGAUGUAGGAAAUUGUUUCACUUCACCAACACAGAAACAUCCAACCUUGAAUAUACGACCCUGGGAUAUUUCUUGUAAUCCAAAGAUGACGGUGAUUGAGGAAAUAAAAUUCUCCGGAAAUGAUGAGGAAAAUAUUAGGGAAAUAUGUUCAUCACAUGUGCGCGUAUAUCCUAGUGCUAAAAGUGCUCUGGACUGUAGGGAUGUUUCGGCCAGCUGCAAGAUUAGCAUUCAACCAGCUGUUAAAUACUUUUGGGAAUAUCAGUAUUAUGUAACACGUCUCAUUGCACGUCAUCACGCAAGUUCACUGAUUGCCUAUGCAAUUAAACAUGUUAAAAAAACAGAUUCUGACGAAGAUAUACAUGUAGGUAUGGUGCGGUUGCUGAAUACAGAGACGGGAAAGAAGUUGCUCUUGCGUUCUUUCACGGACCGUAUCACGUACAUUGAUUUUGCACUCCGCAGCGAGGCUCUUUUAGGCAUCCUUGACCACUCUGGAGCAGUUAGUGUUUUUAAAAUUGAUCAAGGGUUGGGUUCUGAAGACCCAAUGACUUCGUCGUUAUUCUUCUCCUUAAAUCCACCAGAAAAUUUUGUUCCUUUGGAUAUUUCUUCACUCGUGUGGUGUCCGUGGUUGCAUGGGUCCAAAACUGCACUCCCACUUGCAAAUGAUAUCCAUGAUGAUGUAUUUGUCCCACCACAUGACCCAAGCCUUCUGUUAGCAUAUUCUGCUCAUCAUAAGGUAAAAGUUAUAAAUGUGGGUUUAGUUGUUGAACUUCUUCAGAAUCACUUUUCACAAGAUGUUCAGUCGGAAGUAUCAACGUCUUGGAGUGAAAAACAACUUAUUGAUGCCAUAGAAGGAUGUACAGCAGAUUCAUUAUAUUAUGCUGAGUUAUCGGAUCAUUCUGAUGCGAUUACUGCUUUGUCAUUAAGUCGUGAUGCUACUUGUUUGGGUUCUGCCAGUCUGGACGGUAAAGUUUGUAUAUAUUCCUUAGUUAGUCGAAUGGCUGGCAAUAUGAAGUAUAAACUGAGGCCGAUUCAUGUAUUUUCUCCUCAUGGUGGACUACCAUUGUAUGCUUUAAUAUUUCUGGACAACGUGUUGCAUAAUGAUGAAAGUAUAACAUGGAGUUAUCUUUUAACCGGUGCAGAGUCUAAUCGUGAAAUACGUCUUUGGUCAUGUUACGAUUGGUCCUGUCUACAAGUUAUACAGUUUUGUUCUGUGAUACCCAGUACAGAUUUACUAAAAUCUUUAAAUAUUUCAUUAUCGAAAUCGAGCAUAAUAUUAGCUGUUGAUCAAUCCGCCUCUUUUCUAAUUGCCACUGAUGUAACACGAAGAGUACUGUAUACACUUGAAUUGGCCGUUGUAAAAGAUGUUCUUGUUUCAAGUGAUAACGAAAGGUCGUUGUCCUCUUCAUCGUCAUCAAUGUUAUCAGUAUCGAAGAAGAUAUGCUGUUUCAUUUCUAUUGGAGAAUUUCUAUUGACAACACCGUGUCUGUUGUUUGCUUUAGGUCCUUCUUCAAGGAAAGCUAAAACUGGUGUAGAUCCCCUUUCGAUCAAAGAGAAAAUCGGUUCACACAAAGUUUUAAUGGAUCAAAUAUGUUUGGAUAUACAUAUCAUUCAUAAUCGAAAUUUAUUAAAUGGUACAAUUCGAUUUGAUCUGCCUCAUCGAUCUGAAUCAGAUAAACUCGAAUUAAUUACAAAUAUAAUGAGGCAUUCUUCAGUGGAAUCACCUGUUCAUCAUCAGCAGGAAUUAGCAGAUUCUACUCUCCCCACUGCUAUUGAUAGCUCUAGUAAUAAGGAUAUGUCAAGUUCAAUACCUUCUCCUUUUACUUCAUCACUUAACAUAAAUGCUAUUGUUCAAGAAAAAGUUGAAUCUCAUGAACAAUAUAAAUUUGCUGAGAUUUCACAUUCGAAACUGUCAUCCAGUACAAUUCAUAAAACUUAUCAAAAAUGUAUAUUCAAAUUACUGUAUACAUUCAUUACAACUAAUCAUAUUUUUAACAAUCUUCCAUCUUUGGCACUUUCAUCUAAAUCACGAAUUGGUCAACAUCCAUCAUUUUAUUGUUUGUCUAAUAUGCUUGUAAUGAAAACGCUUAAACACGUUUAUAUUUCUUCUGUUCUUGAUGAGCGUGAUUCCUCUGAAAUACUCACUAGCAAACAAUUAGGUCAUGAUUCUUUAAUGCCUAACACUUUGGAAAAUCAAUUGUUGAUGGAGAAAUUAACGAAUCUAAAUAGUUCUAAUUCCCAUUUAUCUAUUAAAACUGAAAUUGAGGGUAAUUCCAGUUUCAAUCAUAAUAUGGAAACAAUUUCUCCAAGUCAACAUGAACCACCGGAAGCGGAAAAACUUCAAAAUGUUCUUUCUGUAACAUUGUUAAACAUGACUAAUCAGUCGACUGAAGAACUUGUUUUUGAAUCUAUUUCGAAAACUGCUGAUAAAACUGCGAUUUCUGACUUCCCACCUAUGAAUUGUGUACCGUCAUUAUGCAGUACGGGUGAUAACUGUACGCUUCCGACUGAAAAUACCACGACAACUCAUCAACAGCAUUAUAGGAGUGGUGUUGCAGUUGGUGAUAACGGUAAUGAUGAUGACGAUGAUAAUGGGGAGAUCGAUUUUGAAGACAAUGCGCCCGACUCUGUGGACAAAUUACUGUCAGAUACAACAACGAAUAAAAUCCCAUUAAAUUCAAGUAGUCCAACUCGUGAUAAUAAUGGUAAUAAUGAAAAUUUAAGCAAUGAAGCAUAUACUACAACUAAUCACAUAGAUGAGAAUGACUUAAUCUUUUUAACAACAACGACAACAACAUCGUCAAUGUCUCCACCACUGGAACUGUUGCCGCCUUCACUACCAUCUCAACUCUCGUUAACAAUGUUACCAACUAAAGAUACUACAUUAUGGUCGACCACUGCUACUAAUACUACUGCAAAAGAAACCCAUUUACAAAAUUCAUCACCAUUGGAUAUUACCUCGGCAUCAUUAAGCACUUGUAAUUUCGUUGUUUAUGAUGAUGAUGGUGGUGGUGGUGGUGGGGGUGGGGAAGGUGAAGGUGUAGGUAGGGCUGUUGACAAUGCUGAUGAAGAAGGUGAUGAUGAUGAUGAUUGUCGCAACUACCAAUCAUUUGAAGAUUUGAAGUCAAUUUUAAAAGAGGAAGAUAUUUUAAACGCCACAAUUAACAGAAUAGAUACAGUUAAUGAAACUACUGAGCAUGACAGUCAUAACAACAAGAACAACAAAGUCAAUACCAACGACGACGAUAACAGAAGAACUCAUAAUGAAAUGAAUAGAAUUUUAAAUCAUUUGGAAAUGUUAUCAAUAAAUUCAGAAAAACAAAGUAAACAAUUCGAUUACAUUUUAGACCAGUUAAAUGAAACAAAAUUGAAACUUGAACGGCUUGAACAAACACAAUUCGAUAUCAUUGAACAAAUAAACAAUGUUAAUUACCAAGGAUCACUAAUACCAUCGACACAACCAUCCAACAUUGUCACAAUGACCGAAUCUAAUGUGAAUUUAGAACAUUGGGAAAUUAAAUCUAUGGAAUUGUCUAAUCAGAUAAUUUCACAAUUACGAACUGUUCAAGGGGAUUCUGCACGUCGUUAUGCAAAAAUUUCUGAAAAUAUGAAUAAAAUCUUAUCGAAUAUACAAGAUCCAAAUCAUUCAAUGAAAACAAAUAUGUUGCAUAAUUUAGAAUCACGUGUUAAUGCCUUGCCAACUAUAACAUCGGAUUGUAUCAGACGUGUACUACACGAAGAAUUAUUAAGAGUAUUUUCAAAUAAUUUAUCUCGAAUUGUUGAACCAUUGCAACAAUCUCUAUUUAAUGUGUUAAAAGAUCAUUUAUCUUCAUUGCCAACAACGUUAACAGAUAAUGUUCAACGUACUCUACGUGAAAAGAAUUUCACUACACAAAUUGUACGAUCUGCAUCUGGAAUAUUGUCUACGGAACUGUCUAAUGCUUAUCGUGAUUCAUUAAAUAAAAUUUAUGUUCCAGCCUUAGAAAAAUCCACUAAGAAAUUAUUCACAGAUCUUAAUAAUGUUUUUCAACUUGGUACACAACAAUAUUUAAAUCAAAUUUCAUCUCGUAUUCAAACUCCAUCAUUUGAUGCUACAAAUUUUACACCUUUGAUGAAUCAAAUAUCAUCUAUGAUAAAAUCAACUCUUACUGAAACAUUGAAAGAAGUUGAAAGCAAACGUGGUAAUUCUUCUUCUCUUAAACUAAAUCAAUCAUCAGAUUCAUAUACAACUAAUACUAUUGAUCGUAAUGAUCAUUAUUCAGAUGUAGUAUUCGACAAUGUAAAGCAUAAACAAUCCAAUUCAACAAUGUUGGAUAAAACAGCUGUGAAUAAAAAAUCAUAUAAUCGUCAUUUAAAUAAGUCAGGUAUUGUCAAUACUCCUCUUGUUAGUGGUAGCAAUAAUAACAAUAAUAGUAAUAAUAAUAAUCCUAGUGUAAAGAAUAAAAUACAAACAACUAAUGAGAGUCCAUAUUCAUCAAAUCUACUUCCACAACCACCACUAUCAACAUUAACACCAACAACAUCGUCAUCAUCGUUGUCAUCAUCAAUGAAGCAAGAUAAAUUGACACGUUUAUUUCGACAAGCUCAAGUGUUGAUUCAUUCAGAUCGUUUAGUUGAUGCUUUGGAAUUGGCUUUAGUUUCUACUGACCAACCACUUCUUCUAGAUAUCUGUAAUGAUAUUGAUGUGAAUAAACUUUUCAGUUCUGGUGAUCAUACAAUUGGUCAAAAUAUUUUAUUGUCUUUAAUUCAUCAAUUAAGUUGUGGUGAUUUAAGUGCUCAAUUGGAUUUAAAAGUCAAAUAUCUUCAAGAAGCUAUUCUUUGUCUUGAAUUUGAUGAUCCUACUACAUCAGUACAUGGACCAGCAAUAUUACACUUACUUAAUACACGUCUUGAUACUUUACUAAACUCAACAAAUAACAAUAAUAAUAAUAAUUCAAUAAAUAAAAACAAUAAUAAAAUUACCAAUGCAUUACGUAAUCGUGUUAUUAAAUUAAAUCGUACAGUGAAAUGUUUAUUUAAAGAAAUUGCCUUAUCUGAUGACAAAUAAUAAACAAUAAUCAUCAGUUUAACUACCCAUUAUUGUAUGUUACAUUAUAAUAAUAAUGACAACUUAAUUCAUUUGUCUUUCUUGUUUUCACUUUCAUUGUUACACUAUUCAUUUGGUUUAGAUUUUAUUCUUGAAUACAGUAAUUAAUAAAAAACUACAUCUUGAGGGUGAAUGUAAGUAACCGGUUCUUACAAUUCCACAUAUACGUAUCAGUACAUGUCAUUAUUAUUAUUAUUAUUAUUAUUAUUAUUAUUAUUAUUAUUAUUAUUAUUAUUAUUAUUAUUAUUAUUAUUGACAUUUUGAAAACGAGAACUAAAGGAGUUUUUUUGUGUGACGAUUUCGUAAUCAUCUUGAUGAUAAGUUUAUUUGUGUACUUUACUGUUUUGUUUUCAUUUCUCAAAUAUAAUUAGUUAAUAAUUAUUAUUACUAUGAUUACUAGUUCGUAUUACAUUUCUCAGUAAUGUUUAAAAGUUUAAUUAUAUAAUGUCAUUAUAAAAUUACGUCGAUUAUGUUACUUACUUACU
Molecule: messenger RNA, 5876 nt
Organism: Schistosoma mattheei
Lineage: Eukaryota; Metazoa; Platyhelminthes; Trematoda; Strigeidida; Schistosomatidae
Source: the annotation of a GenBank genome assembly